AGGAGGGCAGGAGCGGUAAGGGGAACAUGGCCGCGAAGUCGGACGGCGGCAAAGCCGGUGUCGGCUGCGGCGGCGGCAGCGGCUUCGCCCAGCUGUACGACGUUGACGCCGAGGAGCCGCUGGACUCCGCCGCGAUCCACAUCUGCCAGUGCUGCCGCUCCUCCGCCUGCUACUGGGGCUGCCGCUCAGCCUGCCUGGGCUCCCUGCUCGGCGGGGGCCAGCCGGUCGGAGGGGUCGGCGUCCGGGAGACCCACUGCCCUCCCCGGGAGCAGCUGUGGCUGGACUGCCUCUGGAUCAUCCUCGCCCUGCUCGUCUUCUUCUGGGAUGUUGGCACGGACCUGUGCCUGGCGGCGGACUACUACCACAGGCAGAACUACCUCUGGUUCGGCCUGACGCUCUUCUUCGUGCUGGUGCCGUCCGUGCUGGUCCAGAUUCUGAGUUUCCGCUGGUUCGUGCAGGACUACACCGGCGGGGGGCUCGGAGAGGUGGAGGGGCUUACUAAAAGGGGGACGGUGGUUCAGGGCUGCCUGUAUCCCGGAAAGGACCGCCUGCAGCUGGCCAUCAUCUGGCUGUGGCAGGCCACCAUACACAUCCUCCAGCUGGGACAGGUGUGGAGGUACAUCCGAACCCUCUACCUCGGGGUGAUGUCACGGCGGCAAAAGGAGCACCAGCGGCGGUGGUACUGGGCUAUGAUGUUCGAGUACGCCGAUGUCAACAUGCUGCGCUUGCUGGAGACGUUCCUUGAGUCUGCGCCGCAGCUGGUGCUGCAGCUCUGCAUCAUGAUCCAGGAGAACCGAGCCGAGACCCUGCAGUGCAUAUCCUCCCUUGCCUCCCUCCUCUCCCUGGCCUGGGUUCUGGCCUCCUACCACAAGCUGCUGCGCGACUCCCGGGACGACCAGCGCAGCAUGAGCUACCGCGGCGCGCUGCUCCACCUCUGCUGGCGCCUCUUCACCAUCUCCUCCCGCGUCCUCUCGCUAGCCCUCUUCGCCUCCCUUUUCCACAUCUACUUCGGCAUCUUUGUGGUGUUGCACUGGUGCGCCAUGGCCUUCUGGGUGGUGCACGGUGGCACCGACUUCUGCAUGUCGAAGUGGGAGGAGGUGCUCUUCAACAUGGUGGUUGGCAUUGUCUACAUCUUCUGUUGGUUUAACGUGAAAGAGGGACGGACGCGGUACCGGAUGAUUACGUACUACACCGUGGUUUUGGCCGAGAAUACCAUCCUGACGGGCCUGUGGUACGCCUAUCGAGAUCCGGCGCUCACCGACUCGUACGCCGUCCCCGCCCUCUGCAGCGUCUAUCUGACGUUCGCCGGGGGCGUCCUCGUCAUGUUCCUGUACUAUGGCUUCCUGCACCCGGCCACCGCCCACCUCCAGCCGAGCCCCGCCUCCUCCUGCUGCGCCCAGCUGCUCUGGGGUCUGCCGCUUCCCCCGUCAGCCCCGCCCACUGCCCCGCCCACCCCGGCACACAUGGCCAAGUCGCAGACGGAAGAGGACGUGGCCGAGUCGUGCCUUCCCGUCUUCCAGGUGAGGUCCGCCCCCCCGAUCUCCAAGCCCGAAGGCCCGCUGAUAAAAAUCGACAUGCCCAGGAAGCGCUACCCGGCCUGGGACGCUCACUACGUAGACAGGCGCCUGCGAAGGACUAUAAACAUCCUGCAGUACAUAACGCCAGCUGCCGUGGGCAUCCGCUACCGCGACGGGCCGCUACUGUACGAACUACUGCAGUACGAGUCUUCACUCUGACACACACACAGGUACACCUGAGCACAUACAGCACUAGAAAAUCUACAUGUGGAUGUUCAAACUUGGAGAAGAUAAAGGAAAAAAAAGUCAUGAGCAAAAGGUCUCACUUGAUAUAAGCACAUGCACACUGAAGCAAUCUCACUUUUAAGCACACACACACUCGCACACACUUCUUGUAAGUCCCGUGGCCAUCACUCACCAAGCUGCUUCAGUCCAUCUCCUUCUUUCUCACUUCACUUUUUAUGAACCUCCCUUCCAUUCUCUGCUAUGGAGACGAAAAAAAAAAUUAAAAAGAGAAACAAGCACAUUUCUACAGCAGCGCCCGACCGCGUCAUUUAUGUUGCGAUCAACACGCAUUGAGUGACACAAAAGAGCGAAACAAUUGUCACUUAGAAAAAAUAAAUGGGAUCGUCAAUAUGUGGUUAGUCUAGUCAAAGGGUUGUGUAAAUAUUUUCUUUGUACAGAGCAGAUAUUUUUAAUGUAAUGUCACUUUGUGGCUGGACAACGAGCUUAAAGACAGUUUUGGGAGCGAUGAAGGUUACCAGGGAAGUGCAAAAGAGACAGAAAACAGUAUUAAAAUCACAAACUUGCAAACAAAUGUCUCAUCUUACGUCUUAGCUAUUCAGCAUCUAUCAGAUCAUCAAGACUCGGAACAACAAAAAUAUAAUAUAACCUUAGUUUGGUUCAGAAUUACCAGUCAUGGUUUUCCUGAAUACAUUCAAACAAUGGCACCAUACCAAUAUAAUUUAGAGAAAAACAUAUUAAAAACUAGUUUAUUUGUUUUAGUUUUUCGUUCGGUAUAAAUGGGAUUACAUGGCCGUUCUUACACCCAUAGCUGUUCGCAGCCUUUGUAGAAACUACACCCGCUUUUCUGACUAGCUAGUCAGAGAUUUUUGCAAAAUUGAGAAACUACAAUCAAAAUAUGCAUUAAUAAUUCAACAAAUUGAUAUAAAACAACAAAAAUAAUAAAAUUUUAAUUCCAAAAAGAAUCUUCACUUUAACUAAGACCUGCUUUAUUCCUGUCAGGAGCAUGAGAAAUCUGUUCUUUUGCCUUCACCACUGUCUUCAUUAGCUUUGUUGUGCUAAUUUAAGAUAUAUUUUCAGAAUACAGCAGAUAAACCUAAAUAUUUUUGGACUAAACAAAACUGUUUGUUCAUUAUGUGAAGAAAUACAGUCAUUAUAAACACAUCAGAUCCACUAUAUUUAAUGCUAGUCACAGACGUCCCUGCCGUUUGCUUAGUCAACAGAGAAAUAGAUAUGAGGCAGCAUAAUAUGCUGUACAUGUGUUACCUAACCGUUUUCCACUUUUCCUUACAAAGGUUGUGGGAGGCUUUAAUACUUUACUCAGACUGUCAAAAAGUGCUAACACUCAGUAAAUCGGUUCAUGUCAGUGUUGGACCACAGCAAAAAAUCCCAGAUCUGGAAUUUACAACAGAGGGCAAGUACACAACUAAUUAUUUCUGAUCCGUGCGUAGCGUUUCUGUGUGAUGUCUUAUUCACGCCGGCCGUUCCUACGCUAACAGAAGCUGAUAUGAAACAGUUGUGGACCUGAGUCGUCACGACCCCCCUGGAUGACUUGUCUUCUCGUGCAUCAUGUCCAGCAUCAACUCCUCCAAAAGCCACCCACGGCUGAGCUGUGAUGUGUGGCUCAUUAUUUAUUUAUUUUUGGUUUGUUUAUCCCUGGUAUACAAGCUGUUACAUUGGCAGGCGACAGCAAAUGGUGCCGAUGCAUCAAUCACGGCCCUGUCUGCAGGAAUGGUGGAGAAAUGACAUGCCGUCGGAGGGGGAGGUCACACUCGCACCAUGGGGUAUAGAGUAAAAAAAAACAUGUUUUCGCCAUGCACUUGCAUAUCAGCAGGUAAAACACAAAUAUGUGCUUAUUUUUCACAUUUGGAUUCCCACUAUAAAUUAAAAGAAAUAUAACAUUUUGAGUUAAAAAGUUGGUAUUUAGCUAUAUUUUUUAGCUUUAUUCUGAAUUGUCCUAAACUGUUCAUAUGUAAAAUUGUUCCCCUGUAUGUAGAUUUGAAAAAAAAGCAUGCUAUUAGCUGUUACUUAAUUAAAUAUCCACAUAGCCCGGCUAAAUAUCAGGAAAUGUGUCAAGAUAUUUGGUAAUGAGAGAACUAGGACUCAAAUUAAUGAAAAAUUAGCUUAGCAGAGCACAGUUAGCCAAGGCCUGGCUGACUGAUAUCAAAUAUGUUCACGUUUUUUUGGACACAUGCUAAAGAAUAAUUGGACAUUUCCACCAAAAAAUUGGGUUCAGAAAUUAGCAUUAGUCUGUAUCUGACUAAGCUGAAUAAUUAGCCUUAUUUUCAAAUAUGUCCACAUAUGUUGUGAGGCAAAUAUUUGGUCUCAAGCUAAAGUAGAAAAAUUAUUUAACUGCUCCUGUAUGUGAACAUUAGAACACAAUGCAGGAAUGACAAUCUUCUGGUUAAUUUGUAUUUAUUUUUCUUGGGUAUGAUGGAAAGGUUGCCUUCACUGACUGUACAAAAUAUUCAUGUACAGUCUAUAGUUGCCUGUGAUUUACACCAAAUAUUUCAGACCAAUAUCACAAAUGAGACAGAAGGAUGAACCUUAUGUAACUGUCUCCAUCCCAAGAUUUAGAUUUAUUCUAGUUACCAUAAAAUUAGCAUUUUUAGAAAUAUGCAUUUAUUCAUGGCAAAGCGAAAAAAAACACGCUGAACUAUUGAUUUAGGCUUGGAUAAUGCAACUUUUAUUAUUUUACCCUGGUGCUAGCCUGAUUAACAAAACAGACGAAUAAUUUUCUACAAUCUGGCGAAGAGAUUCAGUCUAUCCAGAUGUGCAACAGAAGCAGCUUUGUUGCUGUUCAUAUGGUGCAAAUGCUCUCAAGCUACAGAGUCAAUUGGCUGCUAAUCCCUUUUCAUAUGGUGCAAACAUGAAACACACUUGUACUUACGGUGCAAUAAGGGCAGAUUGUCUCCUGGAAUUAAAUGGUGCAACUUGAGUACUGCCUUCAGUUCUCGGCCAAGGCUGUGCCAAAGGCUCCUUCUAAGUGAACAACUGCUCUUCCUGUCUUGCAGAAGCUAUGCAAGUCUCCAAAGCAAGGAGAUGUGCUUAGUGUACACACACACACAAUCACAGUUGCAUAAACACAGGGUUUUCCUCUGCAGCAAGGAGAUAUGAACACAGCCACAUCGUGAAAAGUAGGGUAACAACAUGGGAUGUACCUUAGUGCUCAAACACACACACACCCACACACACACCUACAAUGUUGAAUAUUUCUUCACCCCUUUAUAAUUUGGGAACAAUAUUCUUAUGGUGCUAAUGAGUAAACCAGAAAGAUUUUUGUAUAGUUGUGCUGGCAGUCGAGAAUUUAGCCAAAUAUGUUGUUUUGCAUUCUGACUGAAAUGUGUAAUUCUAAGGAGUAUAUGUGAAAACUGCAGCACCUUGCGUAUGUGAUUAAAACAAAAAGCUACAAUGCCUUAUCCGCUCCUUUGAUGAUAUCUGGCUCAUGGCGGGGUGGUGCUCCUUUCUGGUACACUCUGAUGUGGUUGUGGAAAACAGCACACUGUGUCCGCACUGCAAACCGACUACGUGCCAUUUUCAGAACACGGUCAGCCAUUUUCCUGUCAGUUUCACAAACCGUGCUUGUGAAUUUCUUGCAUGUAUGUUGUAGAUUUGAGGACCCGACUGCACACGCAACGCGUUAACUAAGAGACUAUGAAAUCAUUUUGAGCUCCUGAGCCUCCGACCCAUUGGCUUAUCCUACAUCAUGCCCCUCCAGCCAAUCAGAUUUCAGGUCUAACAGCAGCCAAAUCAGGUGUAAAACAACCAAAUAGUACAGUUUCUUUUAUACAUGGAAGCCUUCGUUGGAACUCGACUGCAUUUCAUUUAAAAAAUAAUCUAUACUGAGACUGCAGUCAAGUUUCAAUGCUACAAGUGAAACAUUUUGUUCUUCAUCUAUAAAAACCACAGCCUUAGCUAGACCCACUUUGUAAGAUAUUUGAAUCCAGCCAGUGCUUUGUCACUUCUUGUAUGGCUAUUCAUCGACAGCUAUGCAAAGUUACAAAAAGCAGGAUGGCUCUGGGCUUAGAGAACCUUUAAGAAAACACCACAUCACUGUUGUUUCAGUGUUAUUUUACCUUUAUUUUUUUACCUCCGAUGGAUGACAGCAUUUAAUAUAUUACAGUGUUUUUCCCUAAAUCAGUAAAAACCAAGAAUAACUCUAUUGUUUUAACAGUAAAAGUGAAAAUAGGUGUCAGGUUCUCCUCAAAGUUUCACUUACUGCUUCUACAUUUUGAGUUUCUCAAAUAAAUAAAGCCAUGAUGUAAUAAGUCAUGAGUUGAAGCCCAUCUGAUAUGGUAUUUACCUCUUUUUGACAGAGUGAGAUAUAUAAAUCUUAUAAUUGAGUAAGGGAGCACAAGGUUUCCCCCAGAAAACUUGAUAAUCCCGGGGUUUGGGCACUAGGGCGGUCAUUCAUCCAGCGGCCCGUCGUGUUUUUGAGUUUAAAAAUGUUUAAAGUCGACAGGAAUUUGAAAAUAUCUUUUGAUAAUUAUGUUUUAUUGAAAUAUUGGAAGAUUAACCCCUGAACACUAACUAUAAAGUCUUAAAAAAUGCAAACAUUUUAAAAAGACUUAAAUAAAUAAGCAAUGCUUAGCCUGGUGGGGUACAAGUAAAGCCUGGUGGCCCGCCAGGCUUAUAAUACGCUGGGGGAAACCCUGGAGCAUUAGCCAUAAUGAUGCAUCCCCAAGCUUUGAAUCUGUUUCCAUAGCAAUUUUAUGAAUUUUUUUUGUUUGUUUGUUUGUUUUUGUUCUUUUUUUGUCAAGAUUGAUUUGUUGGGAGGGGGAAAACUGCAAUGUAGCUUUUAAACGGUGAGAGAUGAACGCUGCCUCCCGACUGAGGAAUGUCUGUCAUAUUAUGAAAGUUUAACCAUAAAGCAUUUCUUCUUUUGGUUAAACACAGAAAAUGUUCUGCUAUCAGGGUCUAUGAUUUUUGUUUUGUCUUAAUUUCUGCAGCCAAAGUUUUUAUGUUUGAUCCGUAGCUGUGAAGGUGUCAUUAUUCGUUAUGGAUUUGCAGACCUCAAAGCCAGAGGCUAAGCUGACCUGAGUCCAGCAGACACUGAAACCUUUUACUUUUUUACACAAACUCUCAGAAUCAAUCACAGUGUGAAAAAGAUUUCAGAUGUUUGACUCAGGUUUGGUACUACCAACACAGAGCAGGGUCAAACUAAAUGUUCACUUGGAUGUAUCUAUAAAAGCAUAAGCUUUUAAGUUUGUCAGGGUCAUGCUUUUUUAAUGUUAUAGAAAUUUGAUGUGCAAAAGUAGCAUUUAUUUUCUCGUGGUUGGCAUUUGGAUUGUAAAUAACUACUUCUAGCUCUCCUCGGUUGUAUCAAUGUUCCAUUAGUUUGCGUAAAUGGUUCUUUCAAGUCUAACUGAUGGUAAAUGUUCUUAAAGAAUAUACAGAAUGUAAGGUCAAAGUAGGAAAAAAAAUACAGUUCAACAAGUGGUUUCGUAGGAACCUGUGCCAUCUGUGUUGUCUCUAGUAUAAGCACACACUGAUAUUAGAAAUGUAGGUGAAUAAAAGUUAUGGCCAGACAGCCACAGCCAUGGUUUGAAUGCAAGUUUUCCAAGACAGGGGAAAAAUUUGUUUGGAAUAUUAGCAUAAAAUCAUUAGCAUGUGUAAAAACAGGUUAACUAAAUAACCAAAUCAUGGCUGAACGUUGUGAAAUAUGUCCACAUAUUUGUGGGGAGAGUAUCUCAACUCAAGCUAAUAAACAAUUAAACCCUGAGUAAACAUUUGGUGCAAACAUUAGCUUAACAUACAAAUGUUAGCUUCUCUCUGUACAGGAUGCUUCAAUAUAACUUGGCUGAAUGUUAUGAAAUAUGUCCACAUAUAUUUGCUAUCAAAAAUGUGCACAUAAUUGGAGAGGGGAAUAGUUAGACUCAAGCUAAUAAACAAUUUGAUACUUAAACAAAAAUCACUUUGAAACUUUAGCUUAGCACAAAACUGCUAGCUUGAUUCCAAAUAGCAACAUAGCCUGUUAGCAAAUUUGCUAAGAAAAUUUUGACUUAAGCUAAUAAACAAUUAUACAUUGGAGCAAAAAUUAUUGUUUGACACAUUAGCUUAAUAUAAAACCAUCAGAAUGUCUUCAGAUUAAUUAUUAAACCCAUUUGAAUGUAAUAAUCAACAGUUAGGCACUGGAAAAAUUAGCUAAGCAUUUACUUACUAAUUUACUGAUUCAGCUAAAUAAAUGGCUGAAUGAUACCAAAUAUGUGGACAUAUUUGAGAUUAUUUUUAACUGCUAAUACAUAGUUCAACACUUUGAAAAUAUUAAUGUAAGAAUGGGCUGUCUGGCCUCUUCUGAAUUCAGUGUAAAAAAGAUGGCUACCGUCAUCGAAUGUGUUCAAACUGCUCCUGCGUCAGCACAUCGGAACGCCAUUCAGGAAUAUUCUAAUUUAUUUCUCUUUUCCUUUCAUUUGGUAGGUUGGAAGGGUUGCAUCCACAGACUGUAUAGUUUAUGGUUGCCUUUAAUUUACACCAAAUAUUUUUGACCAAUCACAAAUGAGACGGAGAGAGGACAGAUUAUGGCGUCUCUGGUUUUAGUCCCUCUGUUCUGUGUCCACUAUGGUGUUGCGGCAUUCUGGGGAAGAGUUGAAAAAUAUUUUUUUGAUGGCUCCAGGAGGCCAACGUUAGAAAAUGUGUUAUUUUUGUUACAAUACCUCCUGAAAAUAAAAGUCUAUUUAUCUGUGAAGAGACAAAGAUUUACAGUAAUACAGAUGACUACAUAGAGAUGAUUUUAAAUGAGAUAAAAGAUAUGUACAGCUGAUUUGAACACAAUACAGAGAUCUAUUGUUAGUAUUGAGUUUGAUUUUAUAUAUUUGCCAUUUUAUUACGUUGUGAUGUUGUGACUGCAAUGGAGAAAAAAAAAUACAAAGGGAUAUAAAUUAA
Messenger RNA from Xiphophorus hellerii (green swordtail), 8642 nucleotides. RefSeq names its product XK, Kell blood group complex subunit-related family, member 6a (gene xkr6a). Bases 27 to 1736 code for a protein of 569 amino acids. The record is from RefSeq and is a predicted model, not a curated record. Gene Ontology annotation, cellular component: plasma membrane. The transcript has 4 exons. NCBI's taxonomy places the organism in Eukaryota, Metazoa, Chordata, Actinopteri, Cyprinodontiformes, Poeciliidae. Gene Ontology annotation, biological process: phosphatidylserine exposure on apoptotic cell surface; apoptotic process involved in development; engulfment of apoptotic cell.